GUGACGGGAGGGAGCGGGGAGCCCCGCGGAGGUGGGAGAGAGGGGAAAGCCGUAGCACUGUGCUUCCUCCCCCGCACUGCCUCUGACGAAGAGGAGCGGGAGGGGAGCUCCAAAGCCACUUUGGGUGAUGAACCGCUGCGUGCGGGAGCCUGUGCGGAGCAUCCUCUUGGCAGCUUAAAGCCGGGUGCGCUCCUUCCCUGCUCUGCCCUGGAUGAUUUCCUCUCCUGCCUGCGGCGGGCUCCAGAGCAGCCUCUCCUCGGACGAGACGGCGGCCAGGUCCCCAAAGCGAAGGAAUCGUUCUGAAAUGCAGAAAGACUUGUUUGCUGCUGCAAAUGGGAAUCUGGAAUAACUAUGAAAAACACACUGAAAUAAUUGUGUUUGACUGGAACAAAAUUCUUGCAAAGUCCCCAAGGAUGAGAUUCUGUGCCAAAUCAAUGCUUCUAUCUGACUGGCUCUUUCUGCUCUAUGUGUUAAUGGUCUGCUGUAAAUUGUUGUCCGCCUCUAGCCACCAUCCCCGGGGGCACACAGGCCAGCACCAAGUCAAGCAAGGGACGUGCGAGGUUGUGGCGGUGCACCGCUGCUGCAAUAAGAACCGGAUUGAAGAACGCUCCCAGACAGUCAAGUGCUCCUGCUUCCCGGGCCAGGUGGCUGGGACGACGAGGGCUCAGCCCUCGUGCGUGGAAGCUUCCAUUGUCCUACAGAAGUGGUGGUGUCACAUGAACCCUUGUUUGGAUGGAGAAGACUGUAAAGUACUACCAGACUACUCAGGUUGGUCUUGCAGCAGUGGAAAUAAAGUCAAAACCACAAAGGUAACACGGUAGCAAAGAAUAAGCCUGUGGGUCACUACCAGAACAAUGACAUGUGCAACUGUUGCUUGGCUGUUACACAGAGACCCUUUUUUUUUGUGAUGAUCCCUUUGACUUCAUUCUUUGAACUUGCAAAAUGAGUCAGCAAAAAGGACAAUACUUCUCCUUUCAAUUGUGGCUGCAGCUCCUGGACUUGGAUUUUGCUAUACAGUAUGGUACAUUUUAAUUUCACAUGGGAGAAAAAAAAAAGCAAGGAGAUUUGGCUCUACCUGAAAUGCACCUGGCAUUCCCAAGGAUGUGACACCUGGCAGAAAUUUGUGGAAGCAUAUACUUAAACUUCUGCAGUGCACCGAGGAUAAGACUUUCUUAAUGAUACUAAGAUAUGUAAAAUUGAUUGAAUGAGGUUAGGUCAUGAA
Messenger RNA from Dryobates pubescens (Downy woodpecker), 1222 nucleotides. RefSeq names its product TAFA chemokine like family member 4 (gene TAFA4). Lineage: Eukaryota; Metazoa; Chordata; Aves; Piciformes; Picidae. The transcript has 6 exons. The record is from RefSeq and is a predicted model, not a curated record. The coding region runs from base 333 to 821 and encodes 162 amino acids. Gene Ontology annotation, molecular function: receptor ligand activity.